CAAAAUUUUGCGAUUGUUAGUCAGAUUUAAAUCGAUAUUAUAUUAAUAAGCUUCAACUUGCAUACAAAGUACGCGUCGUUACAUAAUUUGUUGUUGUUAUUUUUUUUUUUCUCAUUCAAACACGCCGAGAAAAUGUUCAAACUCGCGUUUUUCGCCACCCUCCUGGCCAUCGUUCACGGCAGUUAUAUAAACGGAGGAAAUCCUGUUGGCCAAUCGCUGGGCGGUUCUUACGGUUCGAACACUGGACUUCUUCGAGGUUCUGGAUCUCCUUACUCUUCGGCUUACGGUUACGGAGUACCCGGGGUGCCCGGUUACCCCGUUGGUUCAGGACGUUCUUAUUCCUCGCCGGUAUCCACACCGCUCCAAGUUGUAAGACAGGGAUAUUCCGCGUCGCCUUAUUCUUACGGUGGCAGAAAUUUGCCUUCGGGAAUUUCUUAUCCCUCGAUUCCGGGAGCGGUUUCCACUUACGGACAGAAAAACGGUUACUCCGGCGCAUCGGGAAUUCAAUAUCCUACUCAAAAUUUUGCACCCUCAGUUCCUCAGCUGCUGAAAAACGGAUAUCAAGGCUACAACAGCUUCAAUGGCGGAUACAACGGAUACCCUCAACAACUGAAUUAUCCUCAUCAACAACAAAUUUCCUAUCCCCAACAAUCGUCGAUAAAUCAACACGGACAAGGUGCUCCUGGUUACAACGGACUACAGGGAUCUGGUUAUUCAGGAUGGUAAUUUUCGAGCCUCCCGAAAGUACAAUCAAACACCAAUUACCAUGGAUUUUUACGAUGAAAAUUAUUACUUUUACACCGCGAUACAUACAUAUGUAAUAAAUCACGAACCAUAGGAACGAUAAAACCAAAAAAAAAAAAAAUACAAAAUACAAAAUAUGAAACGAAGAAAUAUUUUAUACUCUGCCCCGAUAACGAUGUCACGAAUUAAACGAAAUUUUGGGUCAA
Messenger RNA from Athalia rosae (coleseed sawfly), 950 nucleotides. Its product is annotated as prisilkin-39-like. The transcript is spliced from 2 exons. Bases 133 to 726 code for a protein of 197 amino acids. The record is from RefSeq and is a predicted model, not a curated record. NCBI's taxonomy places the organism in Eukaryota, Metazoa, Arthropoda, Insecta, Hymenoptera, Athaliidae.